GAAAAGUGAAGGGCCAAGGGAGUGGCUGGGGCGUUUGUGGGGAAUCCACUUCGUUUUCCUCCGUCUAAUCUAGUCAAUCGUGUCAUUCCGAAGAGAGAAGCCGAGGGGGAGAGAGAGAGAGAGACAGAGCGAUGGGGGAGGCCGAUAACGGUACGCAGAGGGUAAAGAAGAUGGCGGCGGCAGCGUACGACUACGAGAGCGAUCCGCGGUGGGCGGAGUACUGGUCCAACAUCCUCAUCCCUCCCCACAUGGCCUCCCGAUCCGACGUCGUCGAUCACUUCAAGCAAAAGUUCUACCAGCGCUUCAUCGACCCUGAUUUUGUGGUCGAGGCAAUGUCGUCAACCAGUGCAUCCUCUCAGCCAGCUAGGCCAUCGGGGAGAUCAUCAUCAUCGACGUCGUCGUCUUCAGCUACAGAAAAUGCAAGGCCUCGUAGCUCAGGAUCUGGUACCACAACAUCUGCACCACCAGGGAGGAAUGCAAAUUCCUUGCAGAUGGAUCGACGGUCUAUACAUUUUUCUGUCAAUGCUUGGGUGUUAGUUGUUGCGGUGCUUGGAAUCCUUCCAAUUGUGCCAAGGCAUCUUUCAAUAAAGGCAUAUCGAUUGUCCUUGCUGGGCACCACAUGCUCCUCCUUUUAUUCUUUGUACACUCUUUAUGGGAAACCAAGGGCAUGGAAUCCGCCUGCCAUUCAAGCAUGGUUUCAAACUGUGAUAGCAACCAAAGAUUUCAUCCAUUUAAUCUACUGCCUUAUGUUUGUUGCUUCUCAACUACACUUCAAGUUUGCCUUGAUACCUGUCCUUUGCUGGGCAUUUGAACAUGUUGCCAAAUUCUUAAGGCAUAAUUUUGCACAUUCCUCUUUGUACAGGAAAUACUUGGAGGAACCUUGUUUGUGGGUGGAGGCGAAUAUUACUACACUCUGCAUUCUGAGUUCAAAUACUGAGAUUUCGCUGGGUUUCCUUUUAAUCAUAUCACUCUUCUCGUGGCAGCGCAGCAUAAUUCAGACAUUCAUGUACUGGCAGCUACUGAAACUCAUGUAUCAUGCUCCUGUAACUGCUGGUUAUCACCAGAGCGUAUGGGCCAGGAUUGGUCGGACUGUGAACCCUUACAUCUACCGGUAUGCCCCAUUCUUGAACUCCCCCAUAUCUGCUGUCCAGAGAUGGUGGUUCAGGUAGAAGAAAGGAAGACUGAAUGGGAAGGGAAUGAGAAAAAAACUUGCAGAUUACUGUCUUUGCUAUGGUAUUUAAGUCUUGAUAUUGGGAGAAAAAAAAAGGCCAUCUUUGACCAAGCAUUUAGCCUUUCAGAAAUUGUAACUUGCAUAGUCUUUCCACUACUCACGCUUUUUACUCUUGUUAUGUCUAUGCUUCAGUAAAUUAUGAAAAAAUUCUUGCAGAGAUUACCAAAAAAAAGAAUCUCUUGCAAACUUGAGUU
Phoenix dactylifera (date palm) is the source of this 1425-nucleotide messenger RNA. RefSeq lists its product as uncharacterized. Lineage: Eukaryota; Viridiplantae; Streptophyta; Magnoliopsida; Arecales; Arecaceae. Gene Ontology annotation, biological process: endoplasmic reticulum tubular network organization; membrane organization. Gene Ontology annotation, cellular component: membrane; endoplasmic reticulum. The record is from RefSeq and is a predicted model, not a curated record.